AUGGGCCGAGAGAAGAGGAUGAGUAGGAAGGAGAAGGAGGAGGAGGAGGAAGAGGAGGAGGAGGAGAAGGAGGAGGAGGAGGAGGAGGAAGAGGAGGACGUCCGAGGCGACGUGGUCGGCUGCAUCCAGUCGCUUGUGUGGCUGCCUUCGACAGACAGAAAGGUGGGCGGUAGAGCAGAGACUGCCACUGGCUGCCGUGACGACAAAACG
Molecule: messenger RNA, 210 nt
Organism: Protopolystoma xenopodis
Lineage: Eukaryota; Metazoa; Platyhelminthes; Monogenea; Polystomatidea; Polystomatidae
Source: the annotation of a GenBank genome assembly